This is a messenger RNA of Diaporthe batatas, 351 nucleotides long. RefSeq lists its product as uncharacterized. The record is from RefSeq and is a predicted model, not a curated record. The transcript has 2 exons. Lineage: Eukaryota; Fungi; Ascomycota; Sordariomycetes; Diaporthales; Diaporthaceae. Bases 1 to 351 code for a protein of 116 amino acids.
AUGCAGCCGAAAAAGACCAUCAUUGCAGCCCUGUCGCUCGCCACCGCCGCCACCGCCGGUCCGAUAGGAUACGGUAUUUGCCAAGCAGGCUGCGCGGCAGUGGUGACUGCUUGCUACGCUGGGGCUGGCUUCACAUUUGGCACGGUUUCGCCCGGGCGGCCUGGGAGGGACUCGACUCGACUCGACUCGACUCGACUUCUACGACUCAUCAGCUCAGGCUACGUUGGCAAAGACACACUAUCUCUCUGGGAAUCAGACAUCAGGAGUUGCGAGUCUGAUAGUGGAAAUUUUUCAUGGGAGAACAAGAUGUCUUUUUUUUUGGAGGGGGGAGGGGAAUGCAGAUGUGGAUGA